AGGUCAUGGAACCAGCUGCACCACAAUGAACACAAGACAUUUGUUUCACAUUACUUGAGUUGGGUUUUUUUAAUCAUCUGAAACUUUGCUGCCUCUGACUCACAGGAUUGUUCUCACACAAACCUAACUGUUGCUGCAAAUCAGAAAAACUGGAUAAUCUCUCAUCUCAUAUUAUUUAAUAUUUUAAAGAAAUUAUUAAUUUUCAAUGGAUUUUUUUAGGAUUUCAAGCCUUACAGGAGUGCUGGCUACAGAAUAAGAAGAACAGACCAGGUUUUUAUCGGAUUUAUGAAGACAAAUGCAUACUCGACAUACAAAAAAUCGAGAAACCACAUCAUCAUAAAAACAGUAUAAAAUCUUUGCCUCAUCCUUUUGGCAGAUCUUAGUUUUGUGAAAUAUGACCUUCAAUCGGAUAAACCUUAUCGUGCAAAUAACCUUAUUGUGCCUUCUGUCACUCUGCGCGACAUCAGUGGUAGUUAGUGAUGAAGAACCCAACGCAAACUGUGCAGACUUCAACAACACAACAUGGCAAAAAUACAGACGAACGAAAGGUGUACAUGUUCAGUACCUGCUGCUAACACGGAAGAAUGCAGACUGCGCUAGUCUUUUCACCCAACACUGUCUCAGCCAUACACAGAAACAUACUUCACACUUUAACAGUACACUUCCCACUAAAGUCAUUAUUCAUGGCUAUAGUGCCUUAGGCAGGAAGCCCUCCUGGGUGAGUGGACUAGCCCAGGCUUUGUUAGAGAAGGAGGAUGCCAAUAUCCUGGUGGUAGACUGGCUAUGUGGAGCCUCUUAUGCCUACAACCAGGUUGUGGAUAAUUACAAGGAGGUGGCUGUGCAGAUAUCAGUUCUUAUAAAUCAGCUUAAGACCAGUGGUAUCAAUCUGGAAUCAUUCCAUCUCAUUGGCAUAAGCGUGGGAGCACAUGUAGCAGGAUUUGUGGGAACUUUAUUUGGAGGCAAACUGGGCCGAAUUACAGGACUGGACCCAGCAGGGCCCAUGUUUAAAAAAGCUGACCCAUUUGACCGCCUGGAUCCCUCAGAUGCAAUGUUUGUUGAGGCUAUACACACCGACUCUGACUAUUUUGGCAUUUCUAUUCCUGUUGGACAUGUGGAUUUUUUUGUAAAUGGUGGACUGGACCAAACUGGUUGUGUACGGUCAAGUUUUGCAUCAGUAUAUGGCUAUGUAAUCUGUGACCAUAUGAGGGCGCUGCAUGUGUACAUGAGUGCACUAAAUGGCUCAUGUGAGCUCACUGGAUUCCCUUGUUCCAGUUAUGAAGACUUCCUGGCCGGGCAAUGUACAAGCUGUGAUGGUCCCUUUAACAACGUUUGCCCUCAGAUAGGCUUGCUGAAGAACAGUGGGAUAACAGAAUCAUCAUUACCCAUCCAUGAAAAAGUCUACCUAUUGACUACGUCUGGAGUCCCCUUUUGCGUUAAUCACAUAAUGAUUGAGCUGAAAGUGUCCCCACUGUCAAAGAGUGCAGUGGUGCAGGUCACUCUGGUCACUAUGCAAAACAUCAAGACAAAGAAGGAGUUCCAGCUACAGACCUACAAAGCCAUUUAUAAAACCGUGGUAGGACACCCAGAGCAUCUAUGCAAGAUUGAGUCCAUCCAUUUAAAGAAUAUUGGAGCAUUUUUAUACCGACAAGGAAACAUUCACUUUGAAUACAUCUGUAUCUCUAAAAUCCCCAAGACGAGAACGAUGGAUACAUUGUGUGUGGAGAACAUAAAGAUUGGCAGGAGUGCACCCUGGUCACAUGACUUUAUCCAGGCAUGCUGAAUGCCACAGGGGACAGAGGAACCCAAUGGAAUGGAAACAUUUGGAAGAUGCAUCUUAUAAAUCCACCAAUUAACAAAGCACACACAUAAGAACUGCAUAUGUAAAGAUAUCAUCAUUUAAUAGUGUUUCAUUAAUAAGCAAAUAUAAAUCAUGGAUAGUGUAAAAAAUACCAUUUAUGUAUUAUUAUUAGUAUAAUAAUAUAUAAUAUUAAUAAUGUAUAAUAAUAAUGUAUUAUUCAGUAUUCAAGAUGUUCAGUCAGAUAUUACAGAGCAAUUAUACAGUUAUACUUUUUAGCACUGUUUAAUUACUGGAGUUCUGUUUGAUGAUAUUGUUCCUCUUAAUACAAAAUAAUGCAAAAAUGUUAUGCAUUUCUGUUAAAUUGAUCAUGUUGAAAUCUCAAGUGCUUUAUUAGCUAACAUAUAUAAGUUCUGAUAUACAGUUGCUUGACGAUUUGUUUAUAUUUAAUGUAUAGAUUAUUUGUUAAUAACAAUGAUCAGGCAUAUUUAUGUUUAACAUUUGGUAAUUAAAAUGUAGUUUAAAGCUUAUUCUACUGAAGGCACAUUGCAGACUGGGAUUAAUAUCAGCUAUGAACUGAUUUUUCACUGAGGUUUUAUUAUGGAUAAAAUUGGCCCCAUGAAAAUACAUUCAUUCUGUAUAGUGAAUUAAAGACUUACAUAAAGUA
Molecule: messenger RNA, 2462 nt
Organism: Silurus meridionalis
Lineage: Eukaryota; Metazoa; Chordata; Actinopteri; Siluriformes; Siluridae
Gene: pla1a
Product: phospholipase A1 member A
Exons: 11
Coding region: 395-1780 (461 amino acids)
Biological process (GO): lipid metabolic process
Molecular function (GO): lipase activity; carboxylic ester hydrolase activity
Source: RefSeq, a predicted model, not a curated record